Cooperia oncophora is the source of this 936-nucleotide messenger RNA. The record is from the annotation of a GenBank genome assembly. Lineage: Eukaryota; Metazoa; Nematoda; Chromadorea; Rhabditida; Trichostrongylidae.
AUGUGUGAAGCGAGGGCGUGGCCUCUCGCCGCCCGCCGCCUCGGCGGCCAAAAGGGGCAGAGUGCAGAGAGGCGAGAGUUCGGACAACGGCCACAGGGACGCAGAGUAGUGCCGACGAUGGACAGCCGGGUGGCAGCAAGUUUGGAGCAGCAACAGCAGGAACAAGACCUCGAAGAACAACAACGGAAGGAAGAUCUUGCAUGGGCCGAAGUCGGAUCGCCACUGCGCAGGGUGAAGAGGGGGAAACUUCGAGCCCCAAACCAUGUGUCGAUAAAGGAGGGCAGAUAUAUGAACUAUUACACUAACUACUUUUUCGAUUUACUGCCAAACUCAUUAAAAUCAGUUCCUGUAACGGAUAUACUUGAAGUUCGAUCUGGGUACAGCACUGACAACCUUCACAAAGCUGCGAAAAAAUACGAAUUCCAGGAAGCAGCACCGGAAUCCACUUGUUUUUCUGUGAUAUUCACUCAUGCCAAGUUUUUACACAAAUCGAUUGAUUUUGCUGCCAAUAAAAAGCAGGACCGUGAUCGAUGGGUCUCUGCAAUUUCGUACCUUAUCUCAAAGGUCAGGGAGCAAAGGGCUCAUUUCAACGAACAGGAAUGGAUUCUUCAGAAGUUCCGCGAAGCAGAUACCAACAAAAACGGGACACUCUCUUUCAACGAGGUCUGGUCUCUGCUCAAGAAACUAAAUCUGGAAAUCAGCGAAAAGUACGCUAGAGCCAUGUUUAGGGAAGCUGAAGAAAAAUCGACUCGUGACGGUGUGCUAGACGAGAAUGAGUUUCUUCGAUUCUUCGACUGUCUCACGGAACGCCCCGAACUGCACCACGUGCUGCGAAUGGCGAGCAGUGAAGGAGUGGAAGGAGUGACAGUGGCUGACCUCCAGAAAUUCCUCACCGAAGAACAAGACGUGAGUAACACAUGGCUAGGGAUCCUCUAG